This is a messenger RNA of Ochotona princeps (American pika), 4383 nucleotides long. It is a transcript of the gene RAD50, whose product is annotated as RAD50 double strand break repair protein. Lineage: Eukaryota; Metazoa; Chordata; Mammalia; Lagomorpha; Ochotonidae. Bases 358 to 4296 code for a protein of 1312 amino acids. Gene Ontology annotation, molecular function: G-quadruplex DNA binding; ATP hydrolysis activity; double-stranded telomeric DNA binding. Gene Ontology annotation, biological process: telomere maintenance via recombination; telomere maintenance via telomerase; chromosome organization involved in meiotic cell cycle. Gene Ontology annotation, cellular component: nucleus; condensed nuclear chromosome; Mre11 complex. The transcript has 25 exons. The record is from RefSeq and is a predicted model, not a curated record.
ACGGCUGCUUGCGUCACCGCGGCGCAGCCGACGCGGGAAGCUGCGAGCUGUGGCGGUCGCGGGUCGCUCGGCCUGUAGUGCUCGUCCGCCGCGGGCUCCCCUGCCAGGUCUCCGCCCGUGCCUUAGCCCCUGCAGGCCCGGAAGGAAUCCGGCGUGGGUCGGGGAGGGCUUCCGCCAAGGCCGCCGCCCGCCCGGCAGCUCCCGCUCCGGCUGCGGCGUCCCGGCCGCGUCUCCCAGACGCUGAGGGUCGCUGGUCCUGGCGUCGCGCCUCGACCGCGUUCCUGCGGCUUCCCGGUUAAAGCUGGGGUGAGGACCCAGAGGCUUUUCUCUGUGUAGGUUAAAGAGACGUUUGCAAACAUGUCCCGCAUCGAAAAGAUGAGCAUUCUGGGCGUGCGGAGUUUUGGAAUAGAGGAUAAAGAUAAGCAAAUUAUCAGUUUCUUCACCCCGCUCACGAUUUUGGUUGGCCCCAAUGGGGCGGGGAAGACGACUAUCAUUGAAUGUCUGAAAUAUAUUUGUACUGGAGACUUCCCUCCUGGAACCAAAGGAAAUACGUUUGUUCAUGAUCCCAAGGUUGCUCAAGAAACAGAUGUGAGAGCCCAAAUCCGCCUGCAGUUUCGGGAUGUCAACGGAGAGCUUGUUGCUGUGCAGAGAUCCAUGGUGUGUUCUCAAAAGAGCAAGAAGACGGAGUUCAAAACCCUGGAAGGAGUCAUUACCAGGACCAAGCAUGGUGAGAAGGUGAGUCUGAGCUCUAAGUGUGCAGAGAUCGAUCGAGAAAUGAUAAGUUCUCUUGGCGUUUCCAAGUCUGUGUUGAACAAUGUCAUUUUCUGUCAUCAAGAAGACUCUAAUUGGCCCUUAAGUGAAGGAAAGGCUCUCAAGCAAAAAUUCGAUGAGAUUUUUUCUGCAACAAGAUACAUUAAAGCCUUAGAAACGCUUCGUCAGGUUCGUCAGACACAAGGUCAGAAAGUGAAGGAAUGUCAAACUGAACUAAAAUACCUGAAGCAAAAUAAGGAAAAAGCCUGUGAAAUCCGUGAUCAGAUUACUACUAAGGAAGCCCAGCUGACAUCUUCAAAGGAAAUUGUCAAAUCCUAUGAGAAUGAACUGGAACCACUGAAGAACCGUCUGAAAGAAAUUGAAAACAAUCUCUCCAAAAUAAUGAGACUUGACAAUGAAAUUAAAGCCUUGGAGAGCCGAAAGAAGCAAAUGCAGAAGGAUAACAGUGAACUGGAACAGAAAAUGGAAAAGGUUUUUCAAGGGACUGAUGACCAGCUAAAUGACUUGUAUCACAAUCACCAGAGAACAGUUAGAGAAAAAGAAAGGAGAUUAGUAGAUUGUCAGCGUGAACUAGAGAAAUUAAAUAAAGAGUCUAGACUUCUCAAUCAAGAAAAAUCAGAACUCCUUGUUGAACAGGGUCGUCUUCAGCUACAGGCAGAUCGCCAUCAGGAACAGAUCCGAGCUAGAGACUCAUUACUUCAGUCCUUGGCAGCACAGCUGGAAUUGGAUGGCUUUGAACGUGGACCCUUCAAUGAAAGACAAAUUAAAAAUUUUCACAAACUUGUGAGAGAGAGACAAGAAAAGGAAGCAGAGACUGCCAACCAGCUGAUGAAUGACUUUGCAGAAAAAGAGACUCUGAAACAGAAACAAAUAGAUGAGAUAAGAGAUAAAAAAACUGGAUUGGGAAGAAUAAUUGAACUAAAAUCAGAAAUCCUAAAUAAGAAGCAGAGUGAACUGAAGAAUGUGAAGUUUGAAUUACAGCAGUUGGAAGGAUCUUCAGACAGGAUUCUUGAACUGGAACAGGAGCUCAAAAAAGCUGAACGUGAAUUAAGCAAGGCUGAGAAAAACAGUAAUGUUGAAACCCUAAAAACAGAGGUAAUAAGUCUUCAAAAUGAGAAAACAGACCUAGACAGGAACCUGCGUAAACUGGACCAGGAAAUGGAGCAGUUAAAUCAUCAUACGACCACACGUACCCAAAUGGAGAUGCUGAACAAAGACAAAGUUGACAAAGAUGAACAAAUUAGAAAAAUAAAAUCUAGGCAUAGUGAUGAAUUAAUUUCACUGUUGGGGUAUUUUCCCAACAAAAAACAGCUUGAGGACUGGCUUCAUAGUAAAUCAAAAGAAAUUAAUCAGACCAGAGACAGACUUGCCAAAUUGAACAAGGAGCUAGCUUCGGCUGAGCAAAAUAAAAAUCAUAUCAACAAUGAGCUAAAAAGAAAGGAAGAGCAACUGUCAAGUUAUGAAGACAAGCUUUUUGAUGUUUGUGGAAGCCAAGAUUUUGAGAGUGAUUUAGAUAGGCUUAAAGAGGACAUUGAAAAAUCCUCAAAACAGCGAGCUAUGCUUGCUGGGGCCACAGCUGUUUACUCCCAGUUCAUUACUCAGCUGACAGAUGACAACCAGUCGUGUUGUCCCGUCUGUCAGAGAGUUUUUCAGACAGAGGCUGAAUUACAAGAAGUCAUCAGUGAUUUGCAAUCCAAACUGCGGCUUGCUCCAGAUAAACUCAAGUCAACAGAAUCAGAGCUAAAGAAGAAAGAAAAGCGGCGAGAUGAAAUGCUGGGACUUGUGCCCAUGAGGCAAAGCAUAGUAGAUUUGAAGGAGAAGGAAAUACCAGAAUUAAGAAAUAAACUACAGAAUGUCAAUAGAGAUAUACAACGCCUAAAGAAUGACAUAGAAGAACAGGAAACUCUCUUGGGUACAAUAAUGCCUGAAGAAGAAAGUGCUAAAGUAUGUCUGACAGAUGUUACAAUUAUGGAGAGACUCCAGAUGGAACUUAAAGAUGUUGAAAGAAAAAUCGCACAGCAAGCAGCUAAGCUACAUGGAAUAGACUUAGAUCGAACUGUUCAGCAGGUGAACCAGGAAAAACAAGAGAAACAGCACAAAUUAGAUACAGUGACCAGUAAGAUUGAAUUGAAUCGGAAGCUCAUUCAGGACCAGCAAGAACAGAUACAACACCUAAAAAGUAUAACAAAUGAGCUUAAAUCAGAGAAACUUCAGAUAUCCACUAAUCUGCAGCGUCGUCAGCAGCUGGAAGAGCAGACUGUGGAAUUGUCCAGUGAAGUUCAGUCUUUGUUCAGAGAGAUAAAGGAUGCUAAGGAGCAGGUAAACCCUUUGGAAACAACAUUGGAGAAAUUCCAGCAGGAAAAAGAAGAAUUAGUUAGCAAAAAACACACAAGCAACAAAAUAGCACAGGAUAAACUGAAUGACAUCAAAGAGAAGGUUAAGAAUAUUCAUGGUUAUAUGAAAGACAUUGAGAAUUACAUUCAGGACGGGAAAGAUGACUAUAAGAAGCAAAAAGAAGCUGAACUUAAUAAGGUUAUAGAUCAACUAAGUGAAUGUGAGAAACACAAAGAAAAGAUAAAUAAAGACAUGGGAAUUAUGAGACAAGAUAUUGACACACAGAAGAUACAGGAACGUUGGCUACAGGACAAUCUUACUUUAAGAAAAAGAAACGAGGAACUAAAAGAAGUUGAAGAAGAAAGAAAGCAACAUCUGAAGGAAAUGGGACAAAUGCAGGUUUUACAAAUGAAGAAUGAGCAUCAGAAGUUGGAGGAGAAUAUAGAAAACAUAAAAAGAAAUCACAGCCUGGCAAUAGGGCGGCAGAAGGGUUAUGAGGAAGAAAUUAUUCAUUUUAAGAAAGAACUUCGAGAACCUCAAUUUCGAGAUGCAGAGGAAAAAUAUAGAGAGAUGAUGAUUGUUAUGAGAACAACGGAGCUUGUGAACAAGGAUCUGGACAUUUAUUAUAAGACUCUGGACCAAGCAAUAAUGAAAUUUCACAGUAUGAAAAUGGAGGAGAUCAAUAAGAUUAUUCGUGAUCUUUGGCGAAGCACCUACCGCGGACAAGAUAUUGAAUAUAUAGAAAUUCGGUCUGAUGCUGAUGAAAACGUCUCAGCUUCGGAUAAAAGGCGGAAUUACAAUUACCGUGUGGUGAUGCUGAAGGGGGACACGGCCUUGGACAUGCGUGGACGAUGCAGUGCUGGGCAGAAGGUCUUAGCCUCACUCAUCAUUCGCCUGGCCCUGGCUGAAACCUUCUGCCUUAACUGCGGCAUUCUUGCUUUGGAUGAGCCCACGACAAAUCUGGACCGAGAGAACAUCGAGUCUCUGGCACAUGCACUGGUGGAAAUAAUAAAAAGUCGUUCACAGCAGCGAAACUUCCAGCUUCUGGUUAUCACUCAUGAUGAAGACUUCGUGGAGCUUCUAGGACGUUCUGAAUAUGUGGAGAAAUUCUACAGGAUCAAGAAGAACAUUGAUCAGUGCUCAGAGAUUGUCAAGUGCAGCGUGAACUCCCUGGGGUCUUACGUUCAUUAAAAUCACUCGGCAUGUAACUGCCAAAGAGCUGGGUCAGCAAUAAAACACACGAUGUAAAAGGCGCUUGUGUCUAGGAUUAUAGGUGUU